CUCCCCAUCGAAAUCCGUACAAAUUGAAAAAGCAAGAUUUUCCGGGAAGAGCAAUGAAGCUUUCGUCAAUGGCUACUCCUCUCUCUCUCUGGGCUCAUCCUCUCUCGACGCGCGCUCCUUCCCGCCUCAGAACGGGCAGCAAACCACGCGCCGUAGCCGCCGGAGCCGGAGCGCCGAAGAUGGCGGUCCGGUACGAGCUGAGGCCGGGGCAGAACCGCCUCCUCCACGAGCUCUCCUCCGGCCUGUCCAUGGAGGUCAUCGCGCAGGAAGGCGCCGACGAGAGCCGUGGAGACCUCAAUCCGCCGCUGGUGUUCGUGCACGGGAGCUACCACGCCGCUUGGUGCUGGGCCGAGCACUGGUUGCCUUUCUUCUCCGGCCGCGGGUUCGAUUGCUUCGCCGUCAGCUUGCUCGGUCAGGGUGAAAGUGAUGCACCCUCCGCUCCUGUUGCUGGUUCACUCCAGUACACACAUGCAGCUGAUGUUGCCGACUUCAUUGACAAAAAACUUAGCUCGCCUCCAGUUCUGCUCGGACAUUCAUUCGGAGGGCUUAUUGUCCAGUACUACAUUGCAAACAUAAGAGACGAGCAAUAUGCAGAGGGGGAUGGUUUGUUCCCGGAGUUGGCAGGAGCUGUGCUUGUUUGCUCUGUACCUCCUUCUGGUAAUAGUGGCAUAGUGUGGCGAUAUCUCUUUACCAAACCUAUAGCAGCUUUUAAGGUCACUCGCAGUUUAGCUGCUAAAGGCUUUCAAACUUCUCUUCCUCUCUGUAAGGAAACAUUUUUUUCUGCUGCAAUGGAGGAUCAUCUGGUGCAACGUUAUCAGGAACUAAUGAAGGAGAGUUCGCAGAUGCCGUUGUUUGAUCUAAGGCAGCUGAAUGCUUCUCUUCCAGUUCCCUCUGUGCCAAAAUCUUCCGUUGAACUUCUCAUAGUGGGUGCGACUGAUGAUUUCAUAGUGGAUGCUCAAGGGAUACGAGAAACGGGCGAAUACUAUGAUGUACCACCGAUUUGUGUUGAAGGGGUGGCUCAUGACAUGAUGCUAGAUUGCUCGUGGGAGAAAGGUGCAGACGUUUUGUUGUCAUGGCUGAAGGGUUUAAGAAAGGACCAGAGAUGAAUGUGUUUCAUUUCAGUUUGGGCUAGAGUGCAGACUGCGUCCGAGCUCACUUCCUCAAACAGAUGAUCCAACUCGAAUGUAAUUUCUAGAAAAGCGCCAUGCAACAUGUUUGCUGGUCCAUUUUUUCGUUGGGCUUCUGCUAUACACUGCAGGAGCGAUUUGUAAUUUCGCAACCUCGGCUGGGUAUCGAAUUUGGAGAGAUUUUAUGUGUGCAUUAUUCAUUCG
Syzygium oleosum is the source of this 1331-nucleotide messenger RNA. RefSeq lists its product as uncharacterized. The record is from RefSeq and is a predicted model, not a curated record. Bases 54 to 1106 code for a protein of 350 amino acids. Lineage: Eukaryota; Viridiplantae; Streptophyta; Magnoliopsida; Myrtales; Myrtaceae. The transcript has 8 exons.